Molecule: messenger RNA, 1060 nt
Organism: Acomys russatus (golden spiny mouse)
Lineage: Eukaryota; Metazoa; Chordata; Mammalia; Rodentia; Muridae
Gene: Fam3c
Product: FAM3 metabolism regulating signaling molecule C
Exons: 11
Coding region: 316-999 (227 amino acids)
Source: RefSeq, a predicted model, not a curated record
AAGCGUGGGGAGGAGGCCUGGGGCGAGCUGGCUUCCUCCGCGGCGCGGACCGGCGGGUGGACCGGCGCGAUCGGUGCGAUCGGGAGGCGGCGGAGGCUCCCGUCGGCCUCCGGCAGGACUGACCGCGGAGGCGCCGCAGACGGGUUAGAUUUGCAGAAGAAAGGGAGCCCGCUGAAGACCUGCAGGCUGGGAGCCAGGCAGGGUUCCACCCUGUUGCUUUUUCCAGUGAAUAAGAAAAACUGGAUAAUAUUCUUCUCAGUGUCCUUUAGGAAAAGGACCUUGUUUCUGGGAAGUGCCAUAGACUGAAAAGCAAAAAUGAGGGUAGCAGGAGCUGCAAAGUUGGUGGUGGCUGUGGCAGUAUUUUUACUGACAUUCUAUGUUAUUUCUCAAGUGUUUGAAAUUAAAAUGGAUGCAAGCUUAGGAAAUCUAUUUGCUCGAUCAGCGCUGGACUCAGCCACUCGUGCUACAAAGCCUCCCAGGUACAAAUGUGGGAUCUCAAAAGCGUGCCCAGAGAAGCAUUUUGCUUUUAAAAUGGCUAGUGGAGCAGCCAAUGUGGUGGGACCCAAGAUUUGCCUGGAAGACAAUGUUUUGAUGAGUGGUGUGAAGAAUAACGUUGGAAGAGGAAUAAAUGUUGCCUUGGUAAACGGGAAAACGGGGGAGGUAUUAGACACCAAAUAUUUUGACAUGUGGGGAGGAGAUGUGGCACCGUUCAUUGAGUUUCUGAAGACCAUACAGGACGGGACAGUAGUAUUAAUGGCAACAUAUGACGAUGGAGCAACCAAACUCACGGAUGAGGCGCGGCGGCUGAUUGCUGAGCUGGGGAGCACUUCCAUCACCAGCCUCGGUUUCCGAGAUAACUGGGUGUUUGGUGGCGGGAAGGGCAUUAAGACAAAAAGCCCCUUCGAACAGCACAUAAAGAACAAUAAGGACACGAACAAGUACGAAGGAUGGCCUGAGGUGGUCGAGAUGGAAGGGUGCAUCCCCCAGAAGCAAGACUGAGUGGCCCGGGAAGAGCAGAGGAACGCACUUUGACUUUGAAGAAGACCUGUAGAGCAGCCGC